GGCACUGGGAGAGAUGUUGAGCUGGCUGCUUCCACCCAUGGCUCUGCACACACACAGGGGCGGGUUGUGCCGGGGAGAGCGGGAGGCUGGGCUCCGAGGCGGCGGAGGCGGCGGUGGAGGUGGAGGAGGAGAAGGCGGCGGCGGCGGCGCUUCCCCAGCCUGCUUGCCUCCCUCGGUGACCGAGCCGCUCCUGCUGCUGGGCUGUUGCCUGCGCCCGGAGGAGCCGGCCGAGCGGGGGCUGCUGGCGACGCCGGCGGGCGCGAUGAUGGCGGAGGGCGGUGGCGGGCAGCGGCAGAAAGCGCUGUCCCUGCUGGAGGCGGCCCGCUGCCGCUACGAGAGCCUGCAGAUCUCCGACGACGUCUUCGGCGAGUCGGGCCAGGACAGCAGCGGGAACCCCUUUUACAGCACCACGGCCGACUCCCGCUCUGCCUCCGAGGAGGAGGACGACGACGACGACGAGCGCGACGCCCCGGAGGGCGGACGGAGCCACAGGGGCAGGACCGGAGGCCCCCGCGGCUCCAAGGCAGCCCCCGAGCAGCAGCAGCAGCAGCGGCGAGUGCAGGGCGGCUCGGAGGCGGCUUGCCCUGGAACCACCCAGCAGCAGCAGGGAGAGGAGGAGGAGGAGGAGGAAGAAGAGGACAAGAGGGGCUGGAGCGACCACCUGCGAAACACGCCGACCCCUUCGUUCAAGGAUAGCAGCGGCCCAACCCGCAAAAUGCCACCAACUGCCAGUGCCAUGGACUUCUUCCAACUCUUUGUCCCCGACAAUGUACUAAAGAACAUGGUGGUGCAAACAAAUAUGUAUGCCAAGAAGUACCAGGAGCGGUUUGGGAGUGAUGAUGCCUGGAUGGAUGUCACCCUGACUGAAAUUAAGGCUUUCCUUGCGUAUAUGAUAUCCACAAGCACUCACCACUGCGAGUCUGUCCUCAGCAUCUGGAGUAGUGGUUUCUAUAGCAACAAGAGCAUAGCACUGAUCAUGACUCAGCCAAGAUUUGAGAAGAUCCUCAAGUACUUCCAUGUUGUGGCCUUCCGUUCCAGUCAGACUACACACGGCCUCUACAAAAUCCAGCCCUUUCUAGACUCUCUGCAACAUAGCUUUGAUUCUGCCUUUAAGCCUUCUCAAACCCAGGUACUCCAUGAACCUCUCAUUGAUGAAGACCCAGUUUUCAUUGCCACCUGCACAGAGCGAGAGUUGCGCAAGAGGAAAAAGCGGAAAUUCAGUCUCUGGGUACGGCAGUGCUCGUCUACCGGUUUUAUUUGCCAGAUUUACGUCCACCUGAAAGAAAGCAGUGGGACUGAAGGUCUGGAUGCUUUGAAGAACAAAACCCAGCUCCACAGUAUGGUGGCCAAAAGCCUUUGUCAGAACGGCGCAGGGAAAAACCAUAUCAUCUUCACUGGGCCCAGCAUUACCAGCCUGAAUCUCUUUGAAGAGUUUGAGAAGCAAGAGAUUUAUUGCUGUGGAUUACUAAGUGCAAGAAAAAGUGACUGCACAGGCCUGCCUCCAUCUAUGCUAAACAACCCAGAUGUUCCUCAGUCACGAGGACAGUACAGGAUAAAGAUGAAAGGAAACAUGUCCCUGAUCUGCUGGUACAAUAAAGGCUAUUUUCGGUUUUUGACCAAUGCUUAUUCUCCAGUUCAGCAAGGAGUUAUAAUUAAGAGGAAAAGUGGAGAGAUCCCCUGCCCACUGGCAGUAGAAGCUUUUGCUGCUCAUCUUAGUUAUAUCUGCAAAUAUGAUGACAAAUACAGCAAGUAUUUCAUUUCUCAUAAACCAAACAAGACCUGGCAACAAGUGUUCUGGUUUGCCAUCAGCAUUGCCAUAAACAAUGCCUACAUCCUGUACAAAAUGUCAGAUGCCUACCAUGUGAAAAAGUACAGCCGAGUGCAGUUUGGUGAGAGACUGGUCAAGGAGCUGCUGGGCUUGGAGGAUAUUUCACCUUCCAAUUGAUGGAGCGUUCCUCACGGCUCAGGUCAAGAGCAGAGAGGGGAAGAGGAGGAGGACAAGGAGACUGCGACUCUGGAAUACCGAAGUGGGGAACUUGCAAAUCUCUCCAGCCGUGUGGUUCCCCAUUUGAAAAAAAUGAGGAGGGAAGCCAUGAGGAUGGUGGAGGCUGUGCUGAAGGCACUGCUGGUAAUCAAAGGCCCUUGGAGAGAGCACCGCAUGGAAGUUGCACCUGCGAAUGCUCCAUGGGCAUUUGUACACCAGAAGUGAAUUUAAGUUAGUAGUUAUUUCUUAAUGCAAUUUGUCCAACAGGGUGUUAGUUGUCACAUGAGCCCUUCUCCCUGUCCCCUCCCAGACAAAAGCGGCUAAGCGCUUCAAACUGGCAUCACAGUCAAGCACCUUUGGUGUAGGGUUGUGUGACUGAGAUACACAGUAAAGGUGCCACAUGUUGUGUGGUUGAGAAUGCUCAGCAGCUGGAGCGGAGUCUGGAGGAGGCCUCUAGAAGAGAAAUAUUUAAAAAUGUAUAGAUCUAUUUUGCAAGCCUGUUCCUAGACAAUGGCAACUGAGACUUAGUAGACAGAUGAAGAUUUUAUUUUCUUGCAAUGCUUUUGAAUUGUAGUACAGAAUAUAAUUUAGGGGAAAGUAGUCUUUUUAAAAAAUAAACAAGUGAUUAGAAACUGGAAGGUUUACCAAUCAAAGCAAAAGUCAUUUUGCCACUGCUGAAGACAAUGUGCGCGUUGAUAUUGACUCCAAUGGUGGCAUAACAGAAGCAUAACAGAUUGCAUUUAAUAAAUAAAAUAUGGCACUCCCCCCCCCACCCCGCUGCCCUGGUCCCUGCAGCAUCACAUCUCAAAGAAAUGCUGGAUAUCUGAAGCACCAACUUCUCCUUGACUUUAGUAGGAUAUUCAGUUUCUUCUACAGCUGUGUCAGCAUAUAUGGCCCACCCCAUGGAUUAUCCUAUGAAUGUAGUAGCAGCCUUUUGAGCUUUUCCAUCUGGGCAAACUUCAUACAAUCCCACAAUUCAGGACAAAAGAAGGCAGACCAGAGGGAUGUCCUCUGCACUGCAGAAUGCCACUGCAUGUGAACAAACAAAGUGACUCUAUGACCCAUGAGUAGAACAGAGGAGGGUGACCCUUCCCUUCAAACUCUCUCCAUGCAGACGCAAAUUGUAAUUACAUCUGAUUUUUGGUUUUGUGUGUGUGCAUGUUUGUGCAUACAGUACUAGUAGCACAUAAUGCAUUACCAUGUGUGAGCAUCUUUUGAUUGGUACCAUAUUGUAAUGUGUUGUUUCCUCCCAUUUUCUUCCUGUCCUCCCCACCCUGCCCCCAGGCAAGACUGAGUUACUGUACAUUUCACAAAAGUGUUAGGCAAGAAUAGUCUACCAACAGAAAUGCAUUUUGUAGUAGCACUCUGAAGAUCUUCUUCAGGAGUUGCUAGAAAUGGAGAUUUCCCACAAUAGUUGUACAUUUGCAAAAUUACUUAUCCAAAAAGAGUCAUGUUUUAUGGUAAAAAUGCCAAGCUGGUAUAUACCCUAACAUCACAGGAACAAAAUUAAUUUUUUAUUGCUUGUGAACAGCCAUCAGUAACAGGGAGACUACUCUGAGUUUUGUGUCACCAAUGGCCAAUAGUUACGAGACUCUAUGGUAGAAGGUUUUCACUAAGAGCUAAAGGGGAAGGAAGGAAAGAACAUCCAUGGAAAGAACAUCAAUCCAUAACUCAUGAAAUCAAUGUACUUAAGGUGGGUGCCCAUCUUAUCCUCUCCCAAAGAUCAAAGCUGCUGUCAGGGACCAUUGCUUUUCAUCACAUCAGGAAAUGAGAAAUAUUUGCUGUGUUGGGUUUUUUUUACUGUUCAUUUAGAAUGUUAAACAAAAAUGGAGAGGAUAUGUUUUACAAAGCACAUGCAGCUUAUCAUUGUUUAUGUGGCAUCCCAUUAGAUGAAAUAGAAAUUCAGCCUAGAUAAAUUCUGAAUCUGCUGAUACAGCCAGGCAGCCAUGUGCUAAAAUCAGGGCCCAUUUUAAAAAGAAAAUGACCAUCAUGACAGAAUUUGGGAUUUUGAUGGUUUCUCCAUGGAACUGCUUGUUUGAGCAUUACCUUUUCUCUAGAUAUAAUCCAGAACUACACACUUCCAUGUAGUCUAAAAGCAGCUGGCCAGAGAGGCUGUAUGUUUCUAGAUUUGCUGAGGAACAUCCAAAUCCACGCAGUUGUCAGGAUUCGUCUGUACCUAGACAUGACCAUUUAGCUAUAUUCGAAGGAUUUCACACUGGAUGCUGAAAAUUUCACACUGAUGCUGAAAGUGCGGUUGACUGUUGCCGUUCUUUCAGUCUGUCCUCCUUUCGUUGACCACUUUUUUCUCCAGUGACAAAUUCCAGAAGAGAAGCCAUGUACUGGCAAAAAUUAUGUAAGAGUCUGAUGGCACCUUAAAGUAUCUCAGAAUUAUGGUCAUGUAAGGUUAUGUGGGCUAAAGCUCCCACUGCCCAAACAAUAUUUUCAGUUUCUAGCAUUCCCCCUUCCUCCCCUAGUUAUUGAGCUGUCCUGAUGCUUUGCUGCAGUUCGGUCUGCAAGCAAAAUAUUAUACUUGCUAGACUGUAAGUUCAAACAUGAAGGCAUUAUUAACCAGCCCAAAAGCAUCCUAAACAUUGUUGUAUUGAAACUUCACACUCAAACAGCACAGAUGGUGCCACCAGCCAUAUCCUGGUAUGAAGGGGUUGUGCACUAAAAUAUGCAGUUUGCCUGUGGCCCACCAUCUUCCCAUGAUCAUUUCAAAUUUAGCCUCUGUUGCUGGAGGAGAUGGCCACUUCAGCACAAGGUGUCACACAAGUAAAGGCACAGAGGAGGAUCUCACUACCGCACGCACAUUAACAGCUCCUUGCAGGCGGGGUGGGGGUGGGAAAUCUCAUUGGAAGCUUUCUGAUGGGAAGUUAUUUCACAUCUACUCGCCCUAGUAGCUACCAGGGGACAAAGUUCCUGAGAGACUGAAAGAGGUGCACUGUUCUAGCCAGGUUUACAUCCCUGAGUCAUAGAACUAGGAUAGUCUGGUGGUGGCAUGGCUCUUUCCAGAAAGGGAAGCAGUGAUGCUGUGCUAUGGUGCUCUCUUGAAUGGCCAGGGACCAUGAGUUCUGACAGCAUGCUGUGGAAACCCUCUCACAGUCCUUUGUUAUCAGGCAACAUUGUACACAUGCCGGCUGCAGAGCCACACAACCAGGCUAUCCCGGCUGCAGUGUCUGCACUCAGUGAAUUAGGCUCUGCGUCUCACCAGUGUCCAAGGAUAUUUCCCGCCUCUCCAAUCUCUUUUGCUUCCUCCCACUGGGGUCGCAUAAGGUACUUCCUUAGAAGUAGCCAACUCCAGUGUUCCCCAUAACAGGGAUUCCCAAAUGUUAUUGACAACAACAACAGCUGCAAUCACCCUCAGCUUCGAUGGCCUUUGGCUGGGGAUGAUGGGAGUUGUAGUCAACAACAUCUGGAAAUCCCAGUUACAGAGAACACUGCUCAGUUCUGAAAGAUGAGUGGAAGAAACAAGUGCUCAUGAAUGUCAGUGGAACCACCUUUAUCUGGCCCUCUUAACUCACCCAUUAAGACAUUGCACCCACUAAGCUACGUUUCGUACCUUCCAAAGGGUCAGGUUAAAAUUCACUGAAGAAGAUGCUCUUACUACUGACUUCAGUGUCAAUCAUUAGAACAAGAUUAUAUCUUGUAGAACUCUAUGGCAACACAGAAGCAGACACUUAACAAAAUAACAACCUUGCUUGUGUUAACAUUUCACCAGGCCCUAGUUUUGCCGUAGGAAGUGACUCCUGAGUACCGCUUCUUUAGAGUGAAUACUAAUUGGGGCUAACACAGGGUCAGGUUUUUAUAGAGAAAUAUUUUCCUCCAUUGUGGCUGGAAAAUGACAACAUGGCUGCAGGCUAUUUGGGGAAUCAGUUUUCAGCUUGAAAUGCUCCUACUUGACAUGCAUUCGGUUCCUUCAUUUGGGUAUUCAGUGGCAGAGCACCGAAUGACAGCUCUUCAAAGCUUACUUGGAUAAUUUUCCUUGUCAAGGGUACCAAGAAUCAAGUGAGUGUCAACAGUAAUCUUUCUCUUUCAUUAUUGUUGACAGGAUGUGGGAAAUUGUUUUGUUUUGGUUUUUUGUCUAGAAAGCAUCUUAUUUUUCUCUUUUAAACUUUGCAAAUCAUAUCAAUUAACUUUUUGUGUGGUUACCUUUUAAAAAACAACAGCAUUUUAGCAUGGUAGUUUUCUUGUUACAUAUUCCUUUGUUGUAAAAUUCCCUUUAGUUCUUCUUUCACCAUGAAACAACAUGUCUGUCUCUGAGACACUGAAGUCACUAAUAUGUCACUGCCCAGAGGCACAUGUUUUGGGCAGUGUAGAAAUAUGUUAAAUUGAUUGAUUGGUUGGUUGGUUGAUUGAUUGCUAUAUCAGGACUGAACUGGUGAAAGGUUCAAGGGCACAAAUGUAAACCUUUCAUAACCACUGAUUGUUAAGAACAUAAGAACAGCCCUGCUGGAUCAGGCCCAAGGCCUAUCUAGUCCAGCAUCCUGUUUCACACAGUGGCCCACCAGAUGCCUGUGGGAAGCCCACAAACAAGAGGUGAGGGCAUGCCCUCUCUCCUGCUGUUGUUCCCCUACAACUGGUAUUCAGAGGCAUUAUUGAUAUGGUUAUGUUAGCACUGUCUGUUUCCUAUCAUGGGUGCAUUACUGCAGGUUAUAAGCCCUGUACUAAUAUAAACACUAAGUUGGAUUUAAACUCUUCACUCCCCACAUGAACUUGCUUCUGUAGUGUGCUUACAAAAAUCCACUCAUAUACCACUCCUUGGCCAUCUUGAUUUUGUACAGAGAGAUGGUUUCAAGGGUAACUAACUCCUUUAUGUCUAAUUCUAUCCAUAUCAGUCUGUGUUAGCAACAAUAACUAACCACCCUAUUAAUAUCUAAAAUCCUUGUUAAAGCAUGUGAGUGCUUUAGCCAAAACUGUGUGUGUAGAGCCUUGUCAGAUCACAGGCAAUAGCCCCAAAGAGCUGUUCAAGGAAAGAAGAGGCAGUUCUACUAAGUCCAGCCCCUCCCCCCUCCAAUUGAUAGGCAAUACUGUCAAUCUAAUAGGCUAGAUUGGUUACACAACUAGGGUUACACAACUGACUAGGGUUACACAACACACACAACUUCAGUUUCAAUAGUCACAUACAAUUGGAUCAGGACCAAAGUCUAAAAUUCUCCCACUGAAAUCAACAGGAUUUAACAAGACUUAACUUUGUCUGGAUCAUGCCCUUAGUCUCACAGAUUCCACAUGGCUUCUUGUUUUUUAAAUCCAUGUUAGGUGACUGUUAAUGUUUGCAAUACAUAAGUCCAUUGAAGUCCAUCAUUGGAAAGCAUCUGCACAAAAUGCUGACCAGUUGGGAUAAUUAAAUUAACAUCUCUGCCAGACAAACCACUCUGCCUCCCACUCAUGUUUAAUGCACCACGCGCACUCCUGUGUCUUCCUACUGGAAAUUGCAAAAGUGCACACUUGCACAGUUUCACAACCAUAUGAUUAUGCAAGUUCCGUGUGCAAUUUCAGCAUUUCUGCAGGUGCGCGCUCUGGCAAUUGCCAUUAGGAAGACACUGCAGUGCCCUAAAUGUGUGCAGGAGGCUGUGUGGUAUGUCAGCCCCUAUUAGGUUGCCAAAAGAUAAGAUCACAGCUGAUCUUACUCCGAUAUCUGCAGUUAUCUCUGGAUAACCUGACAGGUAAAACUACUGUUGCACUGUUCACGUGACCAGUCUGCAAGGAUUCUUGCCAUUAUCAUCUCUUGCAGUUAAUCAGCAAAGGAGAUGGGAUGGGUGUGUGUUUGUGUGCGUGUGUGUGUGUGUGUGUGUGUGAGAGAGAGAGAGAGAGAGAGAGAGAGAUUAUCAUGUAUUAAGUGCCACUUAAAAUUAAGCAGCUCAAAGCACAUAUAAGAGAAGAGAGCAAAAGUUAUUUUUCUUCACCCCAAAGAUGCAUGCAUGGAAGCAGUCUUCUGCAUGUGUAAUUGAUGCAGAUGCUUAUCUGGAUGUGGAUACCAUCUACAUUGCGAUACUUGUCAUCAACUGGCCUGAUGCAUCUUUUGAUGGAUGCAUCAAGUGCACCCUUAUCUGUGGCACCAAUUGUUAUGCACAAGCACAACUUGUUAUGCAUAACAGAUUGUUGUGCAACAAGUUGCCCAGGAUUAGAGCUGGAUCAGGCCCUUUGUGUGCUGUAUCUCUGCCACACCACUUCAAAGAACUGUCAGGCAAUGUAAUAUGCAAACUACACUCUAUGCACAGCACAUUCUCACCACGUAUUGUGCUUCCAUGUGUUAAAAUGUUCUUUCUGCGUUAUUUAUUAUGAAGCAUAACAUUAGGUAUUGCUAACUGUAGAAUCUAUGUGGUUGCUAAGAGUCGACACCAACUUGAUGGCACUUAAUCAAUCAACUGUAGAAUCCAGAGGAAAGAGUUGUGGUAUGCAAGGACAAGACAGUGGAGUUGAAUCAGGAAUAUUAAUGGUUUAAUGAGACAGAUAUUAUUUACAGAGGCAAGUGCAGUCUACCUUCAGUGCUUUUGCUGCUGGUUGUUUGUUGGCUGCACCUCUACUCCAGGACUGGAAUAAAAAUAAUUAAAGCACUGUUCAAAAGCUGGCUAGAAUCAAGGAAUGGAUUAAGCAAAAACACCACACUAACUGAAAUAUCAAUGCAAAUCAAGUUUGCUCCUAUUUAGAACUCUGUUAGAAAUGCUCACUGGGACAUUGUCCACUGUUGCUUUUGGUCUUUCCCUAUUUAUCCAUUUGACAGUUAGGAGAAAUAUAGAAAUGUCUUUUUAAAAGAAGUGUUCACUUAUGUGCUCUGCUUUGCUUUUAGUCAUUGUUUUUGUCUCUUUCCCCAUUAACAGAUAGUUUUGAUUUUUCAAAACCCUUGUUUCUACAUGGCCAGGAGAGCUGGUCUUGUGAUAGCAAGCAUGACUUGUCCCCUUAGCUAAGGAGGGUCCACCCUGGUUGCAUAUGAAAGGGAGACUUGAUGUGUGUGCACUGUAAAAUAUUCCCCUCAGGGGAUGGAGCUGCUUUGGGAAGAGCAUCUAGGUUCCAAUUUCUUUCCCUGGCUUCUCCAAGAUAGGGCUGAGAGAGAUUCCUGCUUGCAACCCUGGAAAUGCCAGUCUGGGUAGACAAUACUGAGCUAGAUGGACCAAUGGCCUGACCCAGUAUAUGGCAGCUUCCUAUAUUCCUACACGCAGUUCUCUCAUGUCAUUAAAUAAGUGAGUUGGGGCUAUCAUUAUUUUGCAAUCUUAUAACCUUAACCUAUGAAGAAAGACAUUUCCAAAGUUCUGCAAAAAAAGAGACAGACUCAAAAUUGGCCUCUUUAGAACCUUUGAUUGAUGCUCCACUUGCACACUGCUGCAGGCUUUGUUCUUCCAGCAGUUGCCAAAUGGAAUCCUUCCUGACCCGGCAGCUCAUGAGCCCUCUUCGAGUGCAUCCUGAGGCUUCCUCUAGGUAUAGGCUGCCUCCACAAAUGCUGAUUUCAGUGAUGUUUGAGGGUUAGACAUCCACCAUAUCUGCAUUUUGCCCUUCUAUAAUGCCUUCCAGCUAAAGAGCGGAGGAGAGUGCUUUUAAAACCAUACUAAUGCAACAGAUGUGAUACUCCUUAAUUUUAGGGUGAGAAGGUAGUUAAGAUUAAGGAUUCUAUAAACACUUGCUCUUUGGGUUUACCAAAGAGCAGGCUUUACCAUGCAUUUACUGGGAGGCUUUACUGAAACUCAAAGUUGUCCCCAAAAAACCGACACAAAUAGUAGAUUUUUUUUUAACCCCAGAUAUAAAUUGGGCUACGCUGUAAUGCACUAUGAGAAACCUGAAUUGUGUGUGAACUGCUCCCCGAUAACUCGCAGGGACUUUGGGGUAAAUCUGGCCAAUAUGUGAACGACAUCUAACCACAAAUCACUUUUGAAUAUCAGAUGGAUUCUAGCUAGUUAGUGUAACAUUUCCCUAGUGUACAUGAUCCAACUUAAAUCUUGCUAAUCAGGUUAUUUCCAUCUGAGAUCUGGUAGUAUGGUUGACUCUGAUAAAGGACUCAUUUCCCACAAAAAUGGUGGAAAUGACUCCACUAUUUACAUCCCAUGCAAAUAACUAUAGCACCUGUUCUGUUAAGGUUUAAUGAUAUACCAGAGUUACCUUUCACAGUUGGGCUCUAGUGUACUGUACUGUAGCCUGCUAUAAGUGCUUGGGGAUGGAGAAAACUUGGUGAUUACAGCAUGUGUGAAGCCUAGUAUUAGGAAAGGGUGUCCGUCCAGCAACUGGGUGUGUAUUAUAUGUUGUAAUUUCCAUCCACAUUGAGUCACAAAAACAGUCAGCUCAAAUAGUUCUGCAGUGCUGUUUUCCAAAUAGAUGAAACAAUUCAUGAUCCUUUGGUUACAGUUUCAUAGAAGCCUUGAUUUAUGAUUCAGAGUCACUCAAUAUUGAGAAAGAAGGAUUUUUCUCUGAGUUGCUCAUUGCAACCACUAGUCCCCUGCUAACUGAGCAAAAAGGCACCUUUUAAAAGUGGUGAUUCUUUUUUAUUUAGCAGCGGGAGAACAACUGGCCCUACCCAACUCCAGCACAGAACCCCUCCAGUGGCUGUUGCUAGUGUCUAUCUUAUGUUUCCCUUUCAGAUUGUGAGCUCUUUGUGGACAGGGAGCCAUUUUAUUUAUAUCCAUGCAAACCACUUUGGGAACUUUUGUUGAAAAGUGGUAAAUAAAUAUUCAUUGUUGUAUAAUGUAGUCUUUCAGGGCCUAAAGCAGAUAACAGGUACCUCACAGAGAAGCAGCAACCUUGACCUGGAGAGGAAUAUUGCCUAGUGUACAGUGGCAUCUCAAGUCUUUUCUGAGCAGUUGGCCCAGAAACAAAGCCCAAUGGAGUCACCAGAAACAGUCCUGUCAACCUCUUCCUGAUUAUAAGAGUAACUUGCCAUAAGGGGAAGCUCUAGCUGCUACCAGAAGGAGAUCUGUAGCCUAUGAAGCACUGCUUACGAUACCUAGUAAUAGAAACAUUUCCAGUGUUGAAUAGUAAGCUUCUCUCUUACUGCCCAAUGGAUUUCUACAGAGUCCACAGCAGAGAUGGCAGAAGUAACAGGCCUUCCUAAAGAGGCAUAUCUAAAUUUGCCUGAGGAUGCACGAUGUCUUCCUUGACCUUUUCCAGGAUACAUCGUAGAAUGAAUUCAAUUGAGCAGUUUAAAUGUUGACCAGUAUAGUGAAACGAUUCCAGGAUUCUGUGGGCCUCCUUGUUUGCCACUGUAACAAGCCACAUUAAUGUUCUGAGAUAUCAGUGAUGCAUACAUAGACUGACUGCAGCCCAGUCUGUUUUAAAAAAUGUGGAAACCAGAGGUAAGCCUGGAUGUGAGGUAUUAACUUGGCUAUAGCAUAAGUGACAUAUCUGAAACAUUAGAACCACCACCUUGUGUGCCCAACUCCUCCUCAGUUUAUUCUUCUUAAUGCAGUGAAAUACAAGGGCUAAUCCUUUGUCAAGCACUUCCUUUUCACACACAAUUGGACAUCCUACUUACUAGUUACUCAGUACUUAACCCAUGAACUUGCCCUAUAUGUGGGGAGUUCACUGUUUGCCUCGGACUGUUAGUGGAGGUUAAUGUCAACAUUGAGCAAUGCUUCAUAAUAAACAACAGUUUUCAUUACUUAUUUUUACCAACUAUACCUUCUCUGUCAGACUGAAGUGUCCUAAUUGCUGUUUGCACAACCCUGCGGUGUUCCGUAGGUAUCUUGAGCCCCAUCCACAAAGUAGUGCACAUGAUUUUACUAGUGGUUUUCAUUUGGUAAGAAUGUCUUCUAGAAAAUAAGGGAUCAUUUUCCUUUACUAUUAAUCAUUUUUCAAUCCUACUAUUUAUGUAUUUUGAAAUCUAAUUUAUGCAAGCUAAGUCUUAUUUCCAAAGCAUCACUAGUGCUGAAGAGUGAUUUUCCUCUUGGAGACUUACAGCCUGAUCUUGUCUUCAUAUGCCAUUCUGUAUGUGCUUGCUUAGAGAGGGGUGCGGCAGCUCAACACCAGUGUUCCUUCUAACAGGGAUUCUCAGAUGUGGUUGACUACAACUCCCAUAAUCCCCAAACAAAAGCCAUUGCAGUUGGGGAUUCUGGGAGUUGUAGUCAACAUCUGGGAAUCUCUCUUAGAGGGAACACUGCUCAACACCCUGGUAUGUGAUGUAAUGUCAGCUCAAAAACACAGGAUAAAGAUGUUAGUCACUUUUGAGUAAUGAAGCUGGGCUGUUUCGUACAUAGGUGUGUUUGUAAAUUUCAUCCAAAUCAAGACAGGGUAUAUUUAUGGCAAUCACUGUGAUGAUGAGCCCUCAUGAGGGCCGCCGAAUGAGUCUAUGUAGAUCCACGGCAAAGAUAUCAGAGGGAGAACACACCACUUCAUAUAAUAAGCAGCAUUUCCCUUAAUACUGAUUGCUGCUCAAUGGGAUCUUGGCGUACUCCUGACAUCAGCAGCUCUGCUGAACUACAUUAGACACUGUAAAGUCUUUUUAAAAAAGCAUAUACUGUAGACAUAUCACUCUGAGAAGUAGUUACUUUGAUAUUAAAGUGGUUCAUACAAUACUUAGGUGUAAGUAACAUCAUCAUUCAACUAUCCAUCAACCGUUGUGUAUCACGAAUCUUUAUUGGAAAAUAAGUACAGAACUGGGGUUGAUUAAAUACUUUGAAAGGACCACAGUCCCAUUCCUUGAGACACCAGUGAUGCAGUGCUUGGGCAACAUAUUGACUAGUUGAGUGAAGUGAGGAGUAUUUAACUCAGCUAACCUUGUAAGCAUGUAUAGAUACUUGAAAGUACCACAAUUUACUGGAUGGAAGAGAAACGGGGGGUUAUGAGAAUUAAGUAGCAUACAUUGCAUUUUAGGCCAGUUAUUUUACAAUUUUACCUCAACCAAUUGCAACAGAAAUAUGUAGAUUUUCAUACUCAAAAGAUAUCCUGAUCAACAUAUCCAACAUUUACCAAAAUUGAAGUGAGGGAAGACCACCAUUGCUGUAUUUGAUUUUUACUCAGAGCAACAUAAACUUAGAAUGCACAAAUAUCUGAUCCUCUGUUGGUCCAGGAAUUUAAAAAUUGUGUUCAAUUAAAGGAACACAAAUAUUUAUUGACUGGGCCUAUACCCAUGAUGCAAUCUCAAAUAGGUUUUUUCUGUAAAUAUUGCAAAGGAAGUGGUUGUGCAGUUGUCUCUAACCAGUUUCUACCUCCAUCACUAUAAAUAUCACAUACACUACAAGUAGCAAAAAGAUAUAGGAAUGUUAAUUAAAAACCUCCUUUCAUUCCUUUCUGUUCUAUGUACAGCUCAAGUGAAUUAGUCCCUUAGAUCAUUCAGGGGUUACCAACCAUGAGUCCUCAGAUGUUACUGGAUCCAUUUUCCUCCAUCCCUAGCCUCAAUGGCCACUGGUAACCGCUGCCUUUAGACAGUGCCCAAGACUGCAAGAAGAGGGAAAUGGGUCCACAACCCAAGCCACUGUGCAUUUGACCCACAGCAUUUCAUUCAGUGACAUACAAGGGGUUGAAGUGUAUGAAAUAGAUUCCAAGACACUGUGGCUAUCCUUGAAAAGUUUCACCAUUUGUAUAAUACUCACUCCCAGGAUGGGCCAGAUUCCGGCACAUAGAUGGAAGUUGCCAGCCUGGUAAGUUAUCAGUUGUCUUUUUGCCUAUGAGAGAUAUGGAUGUCCCCAAUAUGGCAUGUAUCUAUACAACUCUCAGCUUUCUUUAACUGACCAAAUGAAGCUAAGCAUCUUAGGUAUGGUACAAUCUAAGGUGAAGUCAACAAGUGUGUACUUGCCUUUAAUUUUGCACAUGUUUUAAGUGAACGGGACCAACCUGCGUUCAAAAAAGGUGCAUCUUUCCAAGCUUAUGUCACUCUGAUUUUGGUAGACUUUGCAUGUAUUAUUAGGAUAUCUUCCUGAGUAUGAAAAACAACAUAUUUUUGUUGCAAUUAGUUUGUCAAUUUUUUUCCAUAAAAUGAAUGGCCUAUUUCUCUCUUCUAACAAAACUUUCAAGCAAGGAAAGGAUGCUGCUGCAGGUGGGGUGCAGAGUUGGAAGGCAGGACUUCUGCACAUCUGCCUCCAGGUGGGAAAAUUGUAACGUGGAUCCUUCUUUCUUAGCAGAGCAUGUAAUGCUGUUUAUAUACAACCCAAACAGGUGAAAACUAGGAGGCACUAGCAUCCCAUUAUUCCAGAGUUGCCUAGUUCAGUUCUUAUGUGCUUGUUCUCAAAACAAUAUGGUUCUGGCAUUGGAAAAUUAAUCAGUGUCAAAGUGUACAACUAACAAAGACCUCAUGCUUCACCACAAAAUAGGAGGAUGCUAUUUAUACGAUUGGUGUGGUGAUCGGGGAAGAUGCAAGCAAUUCAUUGUUCAAUUAGGGUUGUUACAGCAUGGCUUGUUUGCUUUUGUUUCACGAGUUCCAACUUUUAAGCUAAAUUUUGAUCUGGCAUGUGCACAGAAGUUCUAAAAAGCCCUGCAUACUGGAAAAUAGUGGAAUUUAGAUAAUACAAUAAGAGGUAGCUGGCCAAAUUAAAUUGACAUUUAGCAGUGAUGGUAUUACAUGGCUAAAAACGGCCUGAUGUGUUGUGAGAAGUGGAAUUUAAAAUUAAUUUAAACUAAUUUUGAGAUCUGAAAGACUCAGUUUAGUUCUUGUAACUCCUCCUAUCUAAUUUAAAAGGAGCUUGAGAUUCCAGCUAUUCAAACUUGGGAAUUACUUCACUUUUUCUGGGUAUUCUAACAUUUAUUUUAAAAGCCACCAAUAUGAGAGACCUUUGACAGAGUUAGGCCUCUACAAUUCUGCUCCAUUCUUGUAUACUCAAAAAUAUUGCUGUUACACCAUCCAUCAAGAUUUUAUAGCAAGAUCUCAGGAGUAGAUAUCACUUAAACAGGCAAGGUCAUACUAAAGGAGAUAACUGUAUAUUCAAAAAUGAACCCUGUGAGCUACAAAUUCUUGUUGUCCUUUUUCCACCAUUGCAACUUACAUUCCAUCUAAUGAAGUGACUGUACAGAACACUAUUGUAGUGCUGUUGUUGUGAAAAGUGCACUCAACUACCCAUGUGUUAUCAAGGCUAUGCUCACAACACAAACAGUGAUUGCAGUUCCGUUGCAAGCUUCCAUUUCCUUCCAGAAAAUGUGUUUAAAAGGUUCUGUUCAAAGAUGUCAAUGGUAGAUUAAAUGUGCGGUGCUGUUUUGUUUACCAUUUGGUUUGAAACCUUGAAGAACAAUUUUAUACAUAUGCAUCUGUUCAGGAAAUGCACAUGUGAGGAUCCUACUCCUGAGUAUGGCUCCCAUUCGUAUUUCUGGCUCUUUGGUUCAAGUGAGGACCUAACUUUUGUGACUAUGGUUUUUGUUUUACACAAGAGGCACGCUUGCAAUAAAUUUUUACAAGUUUUUUACACCAUGAGCUAAAUUCUGAGUUCCAAAACGUGAAGUGUGGUAACAACAAAACAACUGAAUGGAUUUAUAGUAUCACUCUGAUAUCUUGUCAUGUGAUUCUUUUUCCCCUUCAACAAAGUUUGUUUACAAUCAACAACUUUGAAAUACAGUCAAAUAUAAACUAGA
Hemicordylus capensis (graceful crag lizard) is the source of this 15460-nucleotide messenger RNA. It is a transcript of the gene PGBD5, whose product is annotated as piggyBac transposable element derived 5. Gene Ontology annotation, molecular function: transposase activity. Gene Ontology annotation, cellular component: nucleus. The coding region runs from base 14 to 1945 and encodes 643 amino acids. NCBI's taxonomy places the organism in Eukaryota, Metazoa, Chordata, Lepidosauria, Squamata, Cordylidae. The transcript is spliced from 7 exons. Gene Ontology annotation, biological process: non-replicative DNA transposition. The record is from RefSeq and is a predicted model, not a curated record.